AUGUCCACUACCGUCACACACCUCCUCCUCCCCCCGACAGGCUUCGCAGAGCUACAUGGGAGGGUUCUCAACGCCGACGCAACCGCCACAACCUACCAUCUCCAAUGUCCCCCCAAGGACUCCAGCUGCUCAGACGUGGACGAAACAAUCACUCUCGGACCCUGGGCAGAAAAGACUCUGGCGAGAGGUGCAGAGCCAACGGGCACCAUGGACCUUCAACUGAGCUAUACAUCAAGCUAUGAGCCCACGGCUGUUGGAAAGACGCGCGCUGAGUUGGUGACCUGGACUUACUCUCUGCAUUGUGAAAUGAGCAGAUCUGUCGCGCAGCAAUGUACCGUGACGCAAGGACCGGUGAAGGAUAUCUCUGAACUUCGGCAGAGCAAUUAUCCUGCUCAGACAUAUACUGAUAAAUCUGGCCUGGCAGAGAUAUAUGGUCCUACGUAUGCUUAUGCACCAAUUACUCUUACUGCUGGUCUGGAAAAGCUAGAUGGCAAACAUGCUAGUUCUACGGAGAGCAGUAUGGCGAGUGCUACUAGUGAUUCUGCCGAGGAGUCGGGAACUUCUGCCAGUUCGACGGAUAGUGCUGAUGCACCAGGACAGACUAAUGAUGGGGUUGGAAGAAGCGUGCCGAGUAUUUUGGCGCUGGCUUGCGUUGGGUUGUUUAUCCUAGCUUUUUGA
This is a messenger RNA of Fusarium sp. VM40, 678 nucleotides long. NCBI's taxonomy places the organism in Eukaryota, Fungi, Ascomycota, Sordariomycetes, Hypocreales, Nectriaceae. The record is from the annotation of a GenBank genome assembly.